GGUUUCGGAAAUGUUUUAACUCUUUUAUCGAAAAAUCAGUCACUUGUUGACUAUUGAUCAUGGUCUAAAGCAAAAUGUUAUUUAGCUGAACAUGUUUUCUCAUCGUAUUCGAUUGUUCAGUUCAGUUUGCUCUAAAAGUUCGCUGAUAUUCUCCAAUGGUGGUGAUGCCUGGCUUCCUGCUGGUUGUUGUAAACACUUUUCCAAAAUAUCAGUGAAGGAGUCUGAAAGCACUCAUAGUUCUAAUCAAGUGAAGUCGGAAAGUUUUUAUAAUAAUACCACACAACCAUUUCACUGUCCCUCAAAUAUUCAACCACCAAGAUUAAAACCCAAGUCAAGUGAUGAAACGCCUUUGGAAUUGAAAUAUCGAAAAGUCUAUGAAGAAACUUGGCGUUGGCUGGAUGAAUACUGGUCUGCAUACAAUCUUUCCUACUUAAAGGCAAAGAAUGCAUUUCUGGCAAGACAGAACAUGAAUAUCAAAGAUGUUAAAGCUGAUGAUUCAUGUGAACGUAAAGUAGUUACUGAUCUGGGGGCAUUCCAUCGGCAGUUUUUGGAGGAGAACAAACAGAAGAGGAUUCACUUUAACCUUCAAUGGUACCGACGUAUUGCUUAUAUUGUAUACCUCAGUAUUUUGGUCGAUUUCCAACAGGUCUACAAUCGUCUUCAUUAUAAGUUAUUUCCAAAACAAAAAGAUUUGAAAAUAUCAGUGGUAAAGAAGGGCGACGGGAAAGUUACUUAGUCAAUUAGCAGCCUUGUUUAACUACUUGUAAUUUCUUUUUGUACAUGCCUUUUUUAGAUGACAAUAAAUAUUUUUCAAGUACUUCAUAUUGGC
This is a messenger RNA of Trichobilharzia szidati, 829 nucleotides long. The record is from the annotation of a GenBank genome assembly. NCBI's taxonomy places the organism in Eukaryota, Metazoa, Platyhelminthes, Trematoda, Strigeidida, Schistosomatidae.